This is a messenger RNA of Closterium sp. Naga37s-1, 1281 nucleotides long. Lineage: Eukaryota; Viridiplantae; Streptophyta; Zygnematophyceae; Desmidiales; Closteriaceae. The record is from the annotation of a GenBank genome assembly.
AUGCGCGAAUCUGAAACAGUUUCAAACAAUAAACGUGCACUUGAAUUUACAGAUGGUGCACUGGAUAAUCCCCUGUCAGAGCCAACGAGAGCAGGACACGUGGCGAAUUUGCCGUUCCCUGCUGACAUAUACAAGGCUCUGCUGUCAGGCGAAGGGGACCAGGACGAGGAAGAGGGAAGGGGUCAGGCGGAGGAAGGGGAGGGAGAAUGGGAGGGGGAAGGAGAGGGGAAAGAAGAGGGGGAAGCAGCGGCAGAAAAGGGAGGAGGAGGAGAACGGAAAGGAGAGGGAGGAAGGUACUUACCUUGUGAGAAAGAAAAAAACACUUCAAUUUCUCGCCUCCCUCCUGUUUCCCUUCAUGGUGUACCGCGUCGCCCCCUUUACAAGCACGUGGCGGCCGCGCUCUUUCGCUAUUGUCACGCAGGAGGCUUGCCUUCAGCCGUGCUGACGUGUCAGGGGAUGGAGGAGAAGGAGGGGAGGCGUGAAGAGGAGGUGGGUCGGUGGCAUGGGACUGUUAUGGACGCUGGUGGCCGGCUUCUGGAGCUUAUAGAGAAGCUUUGUAACGAGUACAGCAAUGUUAGUGGUCCAUGGAAGGAAAUGAAUGAAUUUACAAAUAUUAAGGAUUUGGAGCGAAUGGGGAAGUGGGAGGUGGGGGAGCAGAAGGAGGGGGGGCGGAAGGAGGGGGAGCAAAAGGAGUGGGGGACAGGGGAGAGGAAGGAGGGGCAUAUGGAGGAGCGGAAGUUGGGGGAACGGAGGGCUCGCCAGCUGCAUGUGCAGGCGGAAUACCUGAAACAGCUCUCAGGUCUGAAGGAAUGGGGGAAGGUGGGGGCUUUUGAGACGUCUCAAAAGUCGGAAUACCUGAAACAGCUCUCAGAGGGAGCCAAGAAGGUGGAGGGGCGAUGCAACCUGCCCCCUUACAGCAGCAUUAUUGCCGGUGAUUGCAUCACAUUCAACAACACCCUUACCCUCGCCGUUCAGUCCGUGCAGGCUUACCCCACCUUCCCCCUCAUGCUGGCGUCUGAAGGGCUCUCUGCCGUGCUUCCUGGAGUCGAGGCAUUGGAGGAAGGUGCGAAGAAGUUCAGCACGGCCUAUGAUCCCUUUACCUUGUUGUUUCCUUCUACUGCUCUCCCUCUUGAAUCUUUUCUUCUUCCAACUCUCGCCUCCCUUCCCCACACUGCACCCCCCUCCCAUUCACCCUUCCCCUCCUCCCUGCCUCCUCCCAAAUCUUCCCAUUCACUCCUCUCCCCCACUCCCGGCAUCCUCCCAAAUCCCUCACUCACAUAA